Molecule: messenger RNA, 1352 nt
Organism: Cyclopterus lumpus (lumpfish)
Lineage: Eukaryota; Metazoa; Chordata; Actinopteri; Perciformes; Cyclopteridae
Product: schwannomin-interacting protein 1-like
Exons: 7
Coding region: 82-816 (244 amino acids)
Biological process (GO): positive regulation of hippo signaling
Cellular component (GO): cell junction; plasma membrane
Source: RefSeq, a predicted model, not a curated record
AUAUGAGAGGGUCUCCCGGGUGUAGCUUCACUGCAGUGUAGAGAAGGGCAGGGCGGCUGUUUCAGUACGAUGCGCUGAAGGAUGGUGCACCAGGAGAAACGCGUUUACCAGGCCCAGAGAAAUGAGAGAGAGUCCAUCAGGCAGAAACUUGCCCUUGGCAGUUUCUAUGACGACGAGCCAGUCAUCUACACCAGCUGCAGCAAGAACGGCCUGUCCUCCCGGCUGCAGAGUGGGGUGAACCUGCAGGUGUGUUUUGUGAACGACAGCAGCAGCGACAAAGACAGCGAUGCUGAGGACAGCAGGACAGAGACCAGUCUGGACACGCCGCUGUCCCCUGUGAGCAAGCAGAGCUCCUCUUUAUCAGACCGGGACACGGCGGAAGAGGACUCAGACCCGUUAGAUGACUGCGGGGGGUUCUGGCGGGUGCAGCGGAGGCUGCAGGAGGAGGCCCGGGUGGCGUUGGCUCUGGCUCGACCCAUGGCCCGUAUGCAGGUGGAGGUGGAGAGGCAAAUCCAACUGCACAGACGUUCACCUGUGGCUGACUUGCUUCCCCAUCUGCCCCACAUCAGCGAGGGCUUGAUGAAGAGGAAUCUGAGGCGAGGGGACAUGAGGGACAUGAGUCUCGGACAGCUGCAAGUCAUCACAAAUGACUUACACUCACAGAUUCAGAGUCUAAAUGGGGAGCUGGUGCAGUUGCUGCUGAUAAGGGACGAGCUGCACGUGGAGCAGGACGCCAUGCUGGUGGACAUAGAGGACCUCACCAGGCACGCUCACAGCCAUCAGCGGCACCAAGCAGAGAAAGCCAUCUCUAAAUAAACAGCCCGUCUACACGUGUGUCCGUCUGCACGCCAUCUUACCUCUUGCUCCAUGGAUUGCCACCAGUGUUACUAAUGAAGCUCCAUCUGUGCUGAAUGUUUCCGGAGAAGUGAAUAUACCAUAUACCCAGUGUUAUCACACAGACGUACCACAAAAAUGUAAUGCGCCACAGAAUGUUGUCGAAGGUCAGAAGACAAUGAUACAGGAGCAGAGUGAUCGCUGCUUUCAGUAUGGACACUGUUGAGUUUUUGCAGGCUUUUUCACUUCCACUCAGCAUGAUUAAUCAUGCCAUAUUUUAUAGAAAUAGGGGAAUCCUCUCAACAUUAUUGCAUCCCCUAACCCCGAUUUACCUCUUCAUGAUUUUGCACGCUAUACACUCAUGUUCAUUCUGGGAUAGAGAGAGCGCCUGCUUGCCUUGUUUCUCCAUUGUCUGAUGACUUCUCGGGGGCCUCGCCUGACUGCACUUUGUCUUUUCUUUGUCACUAUAUUAGAUAUCAAGAGAUUGAUCAGUUCAUAUCUUCACCUAUUUAUCGUUA